Molecule: messenger RNA, 486 nt
Organism: Penicillium odoratum
Lineage: Eukaryota; Fungi; Ascomycota; Eurotiomycetes; Eurotiales; Aspergillaceae
Product: fungal specific transcription factor domain-containing protein
Exons: 1
Coding region: 1-486 (161 amino acids)
Source: RefSeq, a predicted model, not a curated record
AUGGCCCACGAGUUGCUUUGCCAGCUGAACGAGUGGUAUGAAGGUCUUCCAGCCUCCAUGCAUUUCGACGAAAACAGACUUGGAGUUUACCCACUUGAGGAGCUGCCUUAUCUACUGUAUCUUCGUCUGCAAGAGAUUCGGUCCUGGAUACUGCGGCCACUCUUGUUCCUCGCCAUUCAUUUACCUCCUGGCACUAUGCACCGGCCAUCGUUAGGACCUUUCGUUAGAGAAGCCUUGACCUGCUGUACUCAACUCAUUGGAGGAAAAUCUAUUACUCAUCGCCACCAUGGAACGUGGUAUAUGCUUCGAUUGAGUGUGACAUCGGCUCUUUGUCUCCUCGCAGCAGAAAGAGGCGGUUAUGAAGUAUCAGGAAUGCACCAGUCAGUUGAGCUUGCGAUCAAGACCCUUCGAUAUUGGGAAGCUGCUGCUCCUGGUGAUAUUCGAGAAGCAAGAAUAAUUCUGGAGAAUUCUCUCUCGGCAGCAUGA